UUUAUCUUACAUAUUUAUGCAGAGUCAGGAAGCCACAACCACUAUGAGACCGGAUUCUAUAUGUCAUCCUUUGCCGCAACUGUCUUCAUAGCUGGUCUCAUAACUAUAGGAAUCUUAUUGAUCACUUCGUUAGUUACACUGAUUGUGAUGCUACAAUCAUGUCAAAGUCAAAGUUCUGGUAUACUCGAGAGCCAGAAGUCAUAUUAUAACGAGGAUUAUUGCAAGUAUUAUGCUCUUUACUAUACCAGUGAAGGUCAAUUUGUGAGAGACUUGAACUUCAGCAUUUCAAUGGCUGAGAAAUACUUCAGCAGUAUUAUUAGGCCUUACAAUCAUGAUUUCAAUGUCGUCUUAAUGGACAUAGAUGACAUCCUCCCUUCGAGUGUUCAUUACAGCAAACUCUUGAAGAAUAGUUGUAGAGAUUGUAAUGAAGAAGAGAUCAAUUUAAGGUGUAUGCUUAUGCUAAGGUUAUAUAAUAGAAUUCAGGAAAGUGGAUGGACUCUGAUGUUGAUAACAAGAACGGCACAGAAACAACAGAAUGCCAUCACUAAGUAUCUUGUCUCAGCAGGGUAUAUAGAAUGGGCAUCAUUGAUAAUGAGAUCAACUGAUGAAAUGAUGCUGAGUAGCCUAGAAUACUUCUCAAGAAGAAUAGCAGCAAUAGACAGACAAGGAUAUCACGUUGCUGGUGUGAUCACCAGCAGUUUGGAUAUCUUAGCAGGGUUUUCCAUAGGAAAGCCUAUUUUCAAACUUCCAAAAAUGAAAUUUCAGAAUAAAGAGUGUUCGAAACAACAGUUGAAGCUACCAGCUAAUAAUUCAUAA
This is a messenger RNA of Chenopodium quinoa (quinoa), 816 nucleotides long. RefSeq lists its product as uncharacterized. Lineage: Eukaryota; Viridiplantae; Streptophyta; Magnoliopsida; Caryophyllales; Amaranthaceae. The record is from RefSeq and is a predicted model, not a curated record. The transcript has 3 exons. The annotation marks the transcript as partial.